Messenger RNA from Microsporum canis CBS 113480, 685 nucleotides. RefSeq names its product 60S ribosomal protein L26. The record is from RefSeq and is a predicted model, not a curated record. Gene Ontology annotation, molecular function: RNA binding; structural constituent of ribosome. Lineage: Eukaryota; Fungi; Ascomycota; Eurotiomycetes; Onygenales; Arthrodermataceae. The transcript is spliced from 3 exons. The coding region runs from base 77 to 481 and encodes 134 amino acids. Gene Ontology annotation, biological process: cytoplasmic translation; ribosomal large subunit biogenesis. Gene Ontology annotation, cellular component: cytosolic large ribosomal subunit; ribosome.
GAAAACACGCCGUCGACAUCUAACAAACUACACUUCGCUCGGUGUCAGGUCACUUAUUACGACUCGAUCUGCUACGAUGGCUAAGGUUAACACAGCAAUUGCUUGCUCGCGACGGAAGUCGCGCAAGGCGCACUUUAGCGCUCCCUCCAGCGAGCGACGAACCAUCAUGAGCGCCCCAUUAAGCAAAGAACUCCGUGAGAAGCACAACGUGCGAUCGAUACCCAUUCGCAAGGAUGAUGAGGUCACCAUUGUGCGGGGAACCAACAAGGGCCGAGAGGGAAAGAUCACGUCCGUCUACCGUCUGAAAUAUGUCGUCCACGUUGAACGAGUCAGCCGUGAGAAGUCCAAUGGCCAGUCUGUCCCGAUAGGAAUUCACCCAUCCAAAGUUGUCAUCACCAAGCUGAAGAUUGACAAAGACCGUGAGAGCAUUCUCGAAAGAAUCGGCAAAGGUCGCGCUGCCAGAGCCUCCAAGUCCUCUUAAGCCGGUCGAGUUGGGUGGUCAGGGAAGUAAUUGCGUUGGGUGUUUAAAUGGGUAGGAGCGGAAACCAAAUACAGAUGGAAAAGAAAAGCACGAACAAGAUAAAGCACAAUGUCACUGUUUUCGAAGAAUUUUCUCGCCUUUCCGCCAUGGUUUGAUACUGAAGUGUGCUAGGACGCUUCUUUAUACCAGUCUGUGCCUUCGAUG